UUUCCACUUCUUUGAUUAUUGUUUAUAUUUGGGAAAGCUGAAAGAGCAUGGUUUUGAGCCUUUUCCUGAAUCCAAGUUUUUCUAGCUUGCGGUCGUUGUGUAGACGAGGCGCUGUGUCUGGGAGUCCGUGGCGACUGUGCCCGCUGGGAGCGACUCCCAAGUCCAGCAGAAUAUGCAACUGGUUUUAUGGAAAAAAAGCGAUGUGAAGUAUGGUGCCUAUUUUUUCCUUUGUAAAAAAAAUUUAAAAAAGCAUGUUUCUAACUCUUUUUUUGCCUAUUUUUCUGAUAACAUUUUUUGUAGGUGGGAUUUUACGGCAGUGUUUACAAGUUUGUGGUCUUGCAGUACUGGUGCAAACCACUGAGCAAAGAUAUUCAAUUUUAUAUUUUUUAUUCCUUUUUUGGAAGCCGGUGAGAAAAAAUUCGUUUUUUCCCCCCUGUUUUUGAUACCCAUUGAUAACAUGAAACUUUUCUUGCAGCUGGUGACUGGGAUCAUUUUUAAGCAAAAUACUUUUUUUUCCUCCUUUACAUUAACUAUGACUUUUGCACAUUUGACUUUUUUAAAAAAGAGAACAAAACCGAGAUAAUUUUAUGAUAGAUAUCCUGAUAUCUAUAUCUAUAUUAUUCCUUCUUCCUUCUCCUCCCCUCCCCGUAAAUCAAUUUUCAAAUGAUGGCAGUGGAAGGUUUUUCUGGAAAAAAAAAAUGAAGUGCGGUUUGGUUUCCUUGUCAACGGAGGACGAAGUGAACAGCUGAGCAGCUCGCAGAGAGCAGGAUUAAAACAAGGUGAGCCAACCAUGACUGGCAAAACACAGACCAGCAACGUUACCAAUAAGAAUGAUCCCAAAUCCAUCAACUCCCGUGUUUUCAUCGGCAAUUUAAAUACAGCCAUCGUCAAGAAAGUUGACAUUGAAGCCAUUUUUUCAAAGUACGGGAAAAUAGUUGGAUGCUCAGUUCACAAAGGUUACGCAUUCGUACAGUACAUGAGCGAGCGACAUGCGAGAGCUGCAGUGGCUGGAGAAAAUUCCAGGAUCAUCGCAGGCCAACCGCUUGAUAUCAAUAUGGCAGGAGAACCCAAACCAUACAGGCCAAAACCUGGAAACAAGAGGCCCCUUUCUGCACUUUACAGACUGGAAUCAAAAGAGCCUUUCCUAUCUGUUGGUGGUUAUGUCUUUGACUAUGAUUACUACAGAGAUGAUUUCUACAAUCGGUUGUUUGAUUACCAUGGGCGCGUGCCUCCACCUCCUCGCGCUGUCAUCCCACUGAAGCGUCCCCGGAUGGCGGUCACGACGACUCGCAGGGGGAAAGGAGUCUUUUCCAUGAAAGGGGGAUCCAGAUCUGCCAGUGGAUCAUCUUCUUCAGGCUCUAAAUUGAAAUCAGAUGAGUUACAGACAAUCAAGAAAGAAUUAACUCAGAUCAAAACUAAAAUUGACUCCUUGCUAGGACGCCUGGAGAAAAUUGAAAAGCAGCAGAAGGCAGAGGCAGAAGCUCAGAAGAAGCAAUUGGAAGAGAGUAUAGAGCUGAUUCAAGAUGAAUGUGUGUCAGAGAAUGCAGAUCACUCUACAGAGGAGCCUGCUGAAGGAGGGCAAGAUGCGGAUGGAGAAGAGAUGACUGAUGGGAUAGAGGAGGACUUCGAUGAAGAUGGGGGUCAUGAGCUGUUUCUACAGAUAAAGUGAUCUGAAGCAAUGUAUGAUACCGCAAAAGCAGAAAAGAGAAACUGUGACAACCCCCAGAAAUGUGAAAGGAGGUUUCUUACUGGAUAGCAGCAUCUUUGCUUCGAUUUAUAUAAAAAUCCCAAAUAAAUAAAUGGACAGUAUCAUCCAAUUUCAGAAAUUCCAUUUCUUCUAUGUUCUAAGCUGUACAAUUGUCAGGAUUUUAUGGUUUAAAUUGUAAAUGUGUUUUCCUUCUUGCUGAUUACUUUUUUUUAAGUCUUAAAAUGUGAAGGACAUUUAUGAAUGGUAGGAGAGACUCUGUAUACAAAUGUAUAUUUGUAAAAGCUAUUUUUAUGAUUAGCAUGUUUCAUUGUCGAUCGUAUAUAGUCAGGUGAUAUUGCAAUUCUAUGUUUAAAGCUUAUUCCCAAUAACAACAUGCAAUGUCAUGUAAGAAAAGAUACAUUGUAUGCUACUUUUAUAAUUUAUUUUUAAUUUAUAGUUUAAAGUACUUCAGAUCAUAAGGAUAAAACACUUGAAAAAGUUAUAUUUCUUCCCUCAAUAAGCACCAUUUUUAUUAAUAAAGAAUGCAACUAUGUAUUUCAAAUGUGAUGCAACAGUUAAAGGACUAUUGUUUUGACUUGUGACUACUAAAUUGAGCAUGCUCUGCUCUACUGAACUGGAAUGAUCCAAUUAUUACCUAAUUAUUUCAGUAUGGAUGUGAGAGUCCAUGGACAGGUUUCCAUGCUCAUGCAGGUGAAAACUAGAUGGACAAGAAAAAAGAUUGUCUUGUCUUUGGAUCCAAAGGUUUUAAUCAAUGCAUAUGUCACUUCAUUUCACCUCCUGUUUCCAAGGAUUCUCCAUUCCCAAGCAUUGCAAGUGUUUUUCAGAUGCUCCUAGCUGUCUUGUGCUGUGGAAAUGGAAAGAACCAUCUUCACAGUCUGUAGGAAAAUUCAGCAUAUAAUUUCUAAAUAAAUACUUUCUUUUAAAACAAA
Heterocephalus glaber (naked mole-rat) is the source of this 2637-nucleotide messenger RNA. RefSeq names its product RALY RNA binding protein like (gene Ralyl). Lineage: Eukaryota; Metazoa; Chordata; Mammalia; Rodentia; Bathyergidae. The record is from RefSeq and is a predicted model, not a curated record. Gene Ontology annotation, cellular component: nucleus. Gene Ontology annotation, molecular function: RNA binding.